Molecule: messenger RNA, 6240 nt
Organism: Girardinichthys multiradiatus
Lineage: Eukaryota; Metazoa; Chordata; Actinopteri; Cyprinodontiformes; Goodeidae
Gene: arhgap39
Product: Rho GTPase activating protein 39
Exons: 11
Coding region: 222-3218 (998 amino acids)
Biological process (GO): signal transduction
Cellular component (GO): cytoskeleton; cytoplasm
Molecular function (GO): protein binding; GTPase activator activity
Source: RefSeq, a predicted model, not a curated record
CAAAAAAUUUUAAUUUUGAAUUCUAUAACAAACUGGUGUCGGGGCUUUGGAGAUGUUUAAUUAAAGAAGCUUUUACUUUGAAAGUAACAGAUGGAUGUUGCAUAGUUACCGCCGUUGCCCUGACACUAGUCUGGGAGAAGUAAUUCGGUGACUGCGGGUACCGCAAUUUCAGCAAUAUGGAGGGCCUUUUUUGUUGAGGAAUUUUAGGAGCCGGCGGGAAAAUGGCAGAGAGGUUGGAGUGGGUGGAGAUCAUUGAACCCCGCACAAGGGAGCGCAUGUACGCCAACUUACUGACAGGUGAGUGUGUGUGGGACCCCCCACAAGGAGUUUGCAUCAAGCGGACUGAUGAAAACCAGUGGUGGGAACUGUUUGACCCCAACACCUCACGCUUCUACUACUACAAUGCAUCCACCCAGCGAACAGUGUGGCACAGGCCUCAAGGAUGUGACAUCAUCCCAUUAGCCAAGCUUCAGACCCUGAAGCAGCACACAGAUGCCAUCAACCCUCGUUCUGCAGCUGGAGGAGAAAGGAGAGGUUCUGUGGACAACAGCCCAGGACGUAACAGUGGGGUCAGUCGAGAAGGAAGCACCUCCUCCUCCCUUGACCAGGAGCUUUGUGAAAAACAGAGCAGCAAAGAUGAGGCAGAGAGGACUUCUUCUUUCCGCUGGAAUACUGGUACAAAGGAGCGGAUGCUCAUCAAGGUGACCGACAGAGAGCCCAGCUUUUUGGCUCAUCAGGGAAAUGGCUACUCACCCAGUGAAUCCCCAACUCCUGGAGGGGGCAACGUCUCGCGAAAUCGCCAUUCAUCCGGAGGAAAUGCCCCCUCAGAACCUAAUGGCUCCCCUGUUCACUGUUCUGACCGUCACCAGUCUCCAUAUCUGAAGCGGGCUGAGCUAGGCAGUAGUGGAACCCACCGACGUCCCUCUGCUGAGUCCCUGCCUCCAUCACCUCGCUACGCCUUUGAGCCCCCGCUGUAUGAGGAGCCACCAUCUGACUAUAAGCAACUACCCAUCUAUGAAGAGCCUCCUACUGAUAUGAACCUUUCAGAUUCUUCCCUUUAUGGUUCAAAUAAGUCACCUUCCCGGAAGUCUCCAGCCCCCUUCUACCACUCCCCUAAGCAGAGCCAGUCAUCCUAUGGACAACUGGUUCUGACAAGGCAGAAAUGUUCAGAAAAAACUCAGAGCCUGGAGUACAGUCCUGUAGGAAAGGAAUAUGUCAAGCAGCUAGUGUAUGUGGAACAGUCAUCUUCCAGUCCGCGCUUCAAGACUGCUGAUCGCCUGCAGCGUUAUGGCACUAAUGGAGGAUUUGGUGGUUCAUAUGGGGGGUCCUAUACUCUGCAGCAUAGCCAGUCUUUGAUUAGAGAUCCCCGCCAACUUUUGGACUAUCGUGGGGAGGGGAGAGAGGCAGGUCAAAGGUUUAUGUACGAAGACUCAAUUUCCUGGACAUCUUGUCAGACUCACUCACUGUCCUCCUCUUCUACAGCUGGGCCAGGUGGUUUCUCCCCCAGUGGCAACCGAAAACGUAAGAGCCGCAAGCCAUCCCUUCCACAAGAGCUGGGGCACUGCGGGACAGAGGAGUUCCCAGGCACAGGAUCAGAGGUAAUGCUUGCCCAGGCCAGGCUGGCAUGGGAAGCCCAGCAGGUCAUGAAACAGAGGAGCAGUUGGGACUCUGGUCAGGGAGGAGGAGUGAUCCAAUGCAGCGGCUCCAAAGAUGGAUAUGAAAGCGAUGGGGCAGUGCCUCUUCCACUGCCAGGACCAGUUGUGAGGGCUUUCAGUGAGGAUGAGGCGCUAGCCCAAGGCGAUUGCCACAGCUGGAAACGUAGUACCUUUGACCGUUUGAGCUUCCCUCAGGCCCUGCUGGAGAAGAGUCUCUCUGUUCAAACCAACCUGGGUUCCCCUGAGCCUUACCUGCACCCCUCACAGUCGGAGGAUCUCGGAGCCUGUGCCCAGUUUGAAGCUAGUCGAAAUGCCAGGAAUAUGAUGCCAAGUGCCAGCUGUGGCAUUUUCACUGAAUUUAGCUUGAGAAAGCCCUCCUCAGAGACUGACAUUGAAAACUGGGCAUCCAAGCACUUCAAUAAACAUACACAGGGUUUGUUUAGGAGAAAGGUUUCCAUUGCCAACAUGCUGGCAUGGAGCAGCGAGCCCAUCAAGAAGCCAAUGAUUGUGACUACAGACCGAGCCGUAAAGAAGGAGGCUGUGGACAUCUUUAAGCUCAUUCAGACUUUUAUGGGAGACCGUCGCUCCAAAGCGGACCCCCUUUGCUUGGCUCUGGAGGUGGUGGUGCGAGGUUGGAGUAACCAGGGACUCCGUGAUGAGCUCUAUAUCCAGCUGUGUCGUCAAACUACAGAGAACUUUCGCUAUGAUAGUCUGGAGCGUGGAUGGGAGCUGAUGGCCAUCUGCCUAGCCUUCUUCCCCCCCACACCCCGUUUUCACACCUACCUGGAAGGUUACAUCUACAGACACAUGGAUCCACUUAAUGAUACUAAAGGAGUUGCCAUUAGCAGCUACGCCAAAUACUGCUACAGGAAACUGAUGAAAGCUGCAUUGACUGGAGCCAAGAAGGGGCUGCAAAAGCCCUCUCUUGAAGAAAUCCAUCAUGCAAGGAAUGCCAUUUUUAGUCCAUCCAUGUUUGGCUCUUCAUUAGAAGAGGUAAUGGCACUUCAGAAGGAGCGAUAUCCAGACCGCCAGCUGCCCUGGGUCCAGACUCGUCUUUCUGAAGAGGUUCUGGGUCUCAAUGGAGACCAAACAGAGGGUAUUUUCAGGGUACCUGGAGACAUAGAUGAAGUCAAUGCCCUAAAGCUGCAAGUUGAUCAAUGGAAAAUUCCCACAGGACUGGAAGACCCACACAUCCCAGCUUCUUUGCUGAAACUCUGGUACCGGGAGCUGGAAGAUCCGCUGAUCCCUCACGAGUUCUACGAGGAGUGUAUCAGUAGCUAUGACAACCCAGAGGCUGCUGUCAAUGUGGUAUUGGGCUUGCCACACAUCAACAAGCUGGUACUUUGCUACCUAAUUCGCUUCCUACAGGUGUUUGCCCAACCUGCCAAUGUAGCGAUUACCAAGAUGGAUGUAAACAACUUGGCCAUGGUCAUGGCUCCCAACUGUCUACGUUGCCAGUCAGAUGAACCCAGGGUGAUCUUUGAAAACACCCGCAAAGAGAUGUCCUUCAUCCGGGUGCUCAUCCAGCGACUAGACACCAGCUUCAUGGAUGGGAUCUUAUAGCCCCUCUCUUCACAAUUACAGCCAUUCACUGAUCUGCAGCCUCCCUUGUGCUCCCUUUAACCUGCUCCAUCAUGGGCCCCUGCAUUCUCUCACAGCACAGGGACACCUUAUAUUCAAACUGUUGCUGCUGUGACAAAGUAAACAAAUUCAUGUUUACUUUGUCACAGCAAAAACUGCCUUGAUUUGAGUUUGGCUGCUUUGCAUUUUGAUUUGAACUAGCUGUUUUUCUAUUUCUGUGAAUUCUUAGUUGGGGUUUUCUGAACAUAACAGUACUGUGUGUGCCUUCACAUCCAUUAUUACACCACACACAUUCAGCUUGAAAAUAUUUGCAGGGAUCUCAUCACUACACGAAUUUAUCUAGCAUAUCUGCAGACCUCUCUGGUUAAUUGUACAUUUGUAUUAAGUUAUUUUCACUCUCUGCUGCCUGGCUUAAAUAGACAUGCACUGCCAAAUGCACACUUCCAUAAAGGUUUUACAAGUCUGCUGUAUUGCCAUCUGAUGUAAAGAAGUGUUCAUCAGUGAGAUAAAUGAACUAACACAUGUUUAUCAGACAUUCCACUAAUGUCUCACACUUCACUGGAAAAACAGCUUUAUCCACAUGGUUUAGGGCUGACGUCCUUAGUUUAAUUCCUUUAAAUGGUUUGAAAUGGUUUAAAAGCCUGAUUCAAACAAAUAUGAAUCCUUUAUAAUUUCAUCUUUGGUCUUUCACUUUUGGUCAAAAUGUCAGAAUUGCAUUACAUUUUACUUCUAAAACUUAUUUGACUUGCUCCCCUCCCAAGGUCAAGCAGUUGGUUGUAACUGAUUAAUUGGCCAUGUGGCCAGGACCAAGCAGGUGCUCGCCUUUGCUUGUAGCUGAGCAGCCUCUAGUUUUAUCUUCCUGACUCAGUUCAUCUUCAUUGUGCCUAAAUGGACCAGUAGAUAUGUCAUCAAAGUUAGCAGAACUACAUCUUAGUAUGAUCAGUGAGACCUACAGGACAAAAAGCAGCAGUGUUAGUGUCCAGUGGUUAUCUGCACACAAUCAGAAUGGAUGGACAACAUCUGAGUUACUGUGUCCAUGUUUUUUGCAGUAAACUGCUGAUCUGUGGUUUUAGUUCAUCUGUAUGGGCUGUUCUAGUGCUAAUGCUGGAAGGUGAAAUGGUGGCUUUUACUUUGGUCCAUGGCACAUGGUUGUAAGACGUCAUAGAGCCUUGUAAUGUUCUAAAGUAUUAGGAUAUCUGAAUAAAAUUUUUAAUGUCUAUUGACUCUGACAAAAUAUGGUACUGUCCAUCAACUUUGACUGUCGAUCAGCUCUCUGCAACCCGGGAACCACAGAUCCACGGAGGAGCAAUGACAACAGCACUGCCAGUGACCCCCUCUUGAACGCUUCUGGCUGCUUUGGUACCUCCUAACUGCUUACGCUGGAACUGAGACACAAGAGCCCAAAGAGAAUCAGUCUAACACUUCCACUCAGCCCAGACAGGCCUUUCGGCUCACUAGUGAUUUGUCAUUGUAUGAAUGAGUUCAUUUGUCUGUUUAGAAGACGUCUCAUACAUCCAUUCAGUCUUUGUCUCAGUGUAUUUGUUGAAAAUAUUUUUUAUAUUUAACAGAAUUUGUUUUUAACCAAUACUUUUAUAAAUGGUUUAAUUUAUUUAUAUUUAUUUCUGGUUUUCCUAAUGCCUUUGACAUGCUGUAUUGUAGACUUAAUUGUGUAUGUUGUGUAUUGUGUGUGUAUAGGAUUGUGUAAUUCUCACCAUGACAGGAUGGAUACACAUUGACAGUGCUGGUUGAAUCUUGCUGUACAAUUAUCAGAGCCAUCUAGCCAUUCAGAUUUUAUUUUUUCAGGGACACACAUCAAACUAAUUUCUCCAUUACAAAUAUCCAGUUGUCACAAUGAUCACUAUGUCUGUAAUUUGAUGGAAUCUGAUACAUUACAUAUUGAAGUCAACUUUCCUUACACACAUCAAAUGAGACACUAAACUGAUGAUGUUUGCAAAUUAGAAAACGUUCUUAUAUGGAUCCUCUCACAAUACACAUCAAUGCAUAAAAGGAAAAACUGAUGUUGAUUCGGCUUAUAGAAAGGGAGAAUUUUAAUAGCUACUCCUUGGGAAUUGAAAUAAACCCAAGGGCCAGGAGGAAUAGAUGGGUGCAGACAUGAGUAGGAUCCAAGAGUAACUACGAAAUGGAAUUCAGUGAUCAAACUGUGUAGUUGUGUAUUAGCAGAGUUAAAAGCUGUUACUCUCUGCUAAAUGUAAAUGCUCCUCACAUUGAUAGAGGUCUACAAGACAUAAUUUAAAUGCAUUUCCUAAAAGUCAGUAGAGGUUCAGAAGUAUGUAGCUCCUCACACUAAACAGAAUUCGAAGAAAACAACCUUCCUUAGGGUUCAUGGUGUGUACAGUUCAGAUGAUCUCCCUUAAGUCAAAGACAUGUACUGGAGAUGUGCCUGUACUGUAUUCUGUCACACUUGUCUCAUUUCUACAAAUGUAUCAUCUUGUUAUUUUGACAGUUUGGCCUAAAACAUGAUGUGCUAUAUUGCUAAAUGGGUUUGGGAUGUUUUCAAUGGUUGGAUAAGCCUUUGCUCUAUGAAGAUCAGUCUGGAUACAUUUGUUUAGUGAUGGAAGCCAGUGAACUUAUACGUUGUGGCUGUAUGAAUGUUUGGUGUGUUUUGCUUUUUUCAAUGUAACAGAUGGUUUGGUUGUUGACUAAGCAAAUCAUUAAAUUAGCCUUUCCACAGGGUCACACUUGUCUUCAAUUGAUUUUUUUUAUAUGACAAAAAAAAACAAGGAGAAUUCAUAAUUAAACAGAUCUUUAAUAACUAGCUUUAAACAAACUUAAAAAAAGACAAAGAUCUUUUUAAUCUAUGUUUUGGAUGCUUUUUUUCUACAUAGUUCGUACUUACAAUGAAUUGGUAGUUGUGUCAAUGCUCAUUGUCAGUCUCACAGUUGUACAUGUCCACUGUCACACACAAGCACACACCGUGUCAGAGACGAGUCUGGAGGUGUAACAGAUUUUGGUUUAAUAAAUAAACAUUCAUAUGUCAAAUUGA